AUGCAUAUCCUUUUGAAGAUAUGUAAUGGUGCAACUUUUGUGAAAGUUGACAGAGUUUAUAAUGCAAGAGAUAACUCUCCUGCCUUACUUUUCCAAGAUGAUGGGGGCGGAAUGGAUACUGAACGCAUUCGGAAAUGCAUGAGCCUGGGUUACUCUACAAAGAAGGCAAACACAACAAUUGGACAAUAUGGUAAUGGAUUCAAAACAAGCACGAUGCGUCUGGGUGCUGAUGUUGUUGUUUUCAGUCGCGCAUCUCAUGCCGGCCGAGCAACGCAAAGUGUUGGCCUUUUAUCCUAUACUUUUUUGCGGAGAACAGGGCAGGAUGAUGUGAUUGUUCCUAUGGUUGAUUUCGAUGUCUCUGACCAUUGGGCUGAACCAAUAAUUUUUAGCUCUCAGGAUGAUUGGUCUGCUAACUUGAAAACCAUCCUUGAAUGGUCUCCCUUUGCUUCAAAAGAUGACCUCAUGCAACAGGUUUUCUUAAUUAUCUAUAUUGCAACAUAUUACCGGGUGAAUUUUUCUAGUUUUUACUGCUGA
Messenger RNA from Ilex paraguariensis (yerba mate), 534 nucleotides. NCBI's taxonomy places the organism in Eukaryota, Viridiplantae, Streptophyta, Magnoliopsida, Aquifoliales, Aquifoliaceae. The record is from the annotation of a GenBank genome assembly.